Salpingoeca rosetta is the source of this 1045-nucleotide messenger RNA. RefSeq lists its product as uncharacterized. The record is from RefSeq and is a predicted model, not a curated record. The coding region runs from base 35 to 742 and encodes 235 amino acids. NCBI's taxonomy places the organism in Eukaryota, Choanoflagellata, Craspedida, Salpingoecidae. The transcript has 6 exons.
CACAAACUACAACAAGGCAAAACAAAAAAGGCCAAUGUCGAGCUUGGAAACGCCUGCGCUGCUUGUGGAUGGUGUUGCUGUGCGCAGUGAUGCUGAUGAGGUGUCCAGUGCGGACGAAGACAAGCAAGUGGAGCAGCAGGCCGCAGGUACCGCAACAACAACAACAACAACAACAACAACAGGGCCAGCCGCAGUAGUCGCUGCAGAAACUGCAGUGCCGCAAGAGGACAACGGCAGAACAGAGCACGCUGGUGCAAUCGAGAUCAUCGAAGGCGCGGAGGGACAAGACGAGGACUACAGAGUCAUGGAGAUGGACGCGUUUGCUCGCUCCAACGACAACAGCGCUUCAACUUCAGCAGCGCGCACGAAAUGGGUUCCCUUUGGCCCCAACGGUGAGCCGCAGCUUCCUCGACGCGCCUCAUCCCUCAACAACCUGGAGUUGGCAGUGCAAACACUGCAGUUGCCACCGCGCAGACCGGGACCCGUGAGAACCAAGAGCCUCGACACGCUACGAGUGCAUAGUGAAGAGCGACACGACUUGGACAUUGAUACGCUGAAGGAAUUGAUCAAGGCGCUGUCGAUACAGAACGCGGUAUUGCGGAGCCGCAACAACACACUGCGACAGCAAGUGGAACGAGUCAAGCAACGGAGAAUAGCGAUGCAAGCACAGCUGUCACGGGAGCAGGAGAAAGAGAAACCGCACGCACAAGGGAAGCAGACAGGGAAAGAGCAGGCAUCGUGAGGUGCAUGUGUGCACAUGAGAGAUGCGUGGAUUUGGUUUAUGCACUGCACACAGUCGAGGAGAGGGUUGUACCCUGCAUGUGUGUUGUGUGACCCUGAAUGUAACGUGCUGGUAGCUGCUUGAAGCUUUGUCGCACAUCAAUGUCGGUGGUCUCUGCACACGGUUUUGUCGUUACAUUAUGUUACACGCUGUGUUUGGUCUGUUGCUCUGACAUGGUGCAUCAUGUUACGUCUGUUGUACUGGCCUCCCUUUGUUACUUUAACCUGCCCCAAUGAUGUACACAAAUACAUAUGCAUGCACAAC